Molecule: messenger RNA, 1371 nt
Organism: Suillus discolor
Lineage: Eukaryota; Fungi; Basidiomycota; Agaricomycetes; Boletales; Suillaceae
Exons: 12
Coding region: 377-1252 (291 amino acids)
Source: RefSeq, a predicted model, not a curated record
GACGCGUACUGAAGUUUCGAAGUUCAACGUGGAACGUUUUAAUGUCCACAACUUUGUUCCAGCAGACUAUCUCAUCGCUUGAUCGACAUGUCAUCAUGCCGCCAUUGCCCGACAUUGCCAGCGCUGUGCCAGCGAUAAUGAUCCUGGAACGGCCCGAACUUGAUUUCUUGCGUUUCAGCAAUAAAUAGCCUGAUCAAUGAAUCAUCUAGCUAUGCGCUUGUGACUCACUGAUGUGACCGAGGAAGAUCUAUUCCUGUGUCCACGAUCUUUCGAGCUAACUGCACGUGUUUGUCCUCGGAGUUUGCAUACAUUAACGUGGUAUAUAAUUCUGGAUACUGCCCCAGACAUCAUCCACACCCUUUCUUUGUUGCAUAGCAUGGAUGCCACCGAAAAACAGCAGCUGGCGAGGCACUUGUACGUCAUCCUUGUGGCAAACAGUAUUAUGGUGUACGACCAUAUGGCAACCCUCACAGACGAAAUCGCUUUCAUUUGGCGUCGUCCGAAGGCACUGUCUGCGAUGUUAUUUCUUAUCAACCGCUAUCUCGCGCUGGUCGGCAAUAUAUAUGGCUUAUAUGUUGAUUUCACGCUCAUUCCAGAUCAGAGCUGUCCGAAAUACAUGAUAUCCAGACAGCUAUUUAUUUUUCUGCAACAAUUCAUCGUUUGCGUCACAUUAAUCAUCCGCACUUAUGCUCUCUACAAUCGUAGCAAACGCCUGAUUAUUUGGGUUACAUUCAUCCUCAUCGUUCUUGCGGGAGGGGCAUCUGCGACAAUUUUUGGACAGUAUGAAGGGAAUUUGACGAUCUCGCCGGGAGUUGGCUGUUUCACAACAUACACAGUAGAGAUAUCUGCAGGUUUGGGGCUAGCAUGGGUGGCCAUCCUGGCCUUCGAAGCACUCAUCUUUGUCCUCACAGUUUAUAGGACUUGUAAAUCUAGAGGUUUGUCGCGGUUACGUCUGGUCACCAGGAGAAACAUCCUUGAUGUCAUAUUUCAUGAUGGUGUGAUGUAUUUUGGAGCCAUGACACUCUGUAAUAUACCGAACAUUGUGAUGUUCUACUAUGGAUCAGCGGUUAUUAGGGGCAAUGUGGGUCUGUCUACAUUCACUGGCUGCAUGUCCGUUACUCUCGUUUCUCGGCUGAUGCUUAACCUGCACAAAUCUGUGGACUCUGGCAUUUUGUCUGUACCUGCCCAGGACGACGACUACUGCCUCUCAGUCUUUACUACUAGUAUCAGCAUACAGUCUGCGAUUGCCUAGAUCUCGCCGUUGCGAAGGUGAUGUCAGGCUCCGUUUCUGUAUGCCAAGACGUAGAUAUUCUUGUCAUAUGAACAACAAGUACAUUAUAUCAGUUAAUACGUAUGUGUUAGACUAAAUAG